CGACAUAUACCUUUUCCUUGUCAUCUAGUAGAUUGCACCUCCUUCUGCGCUAAAGACCUCUACGGGGGUCUUAUUUACGUUCAAACCUUCCAGUCUUUUAGGUUGUUUUCUUCAAACUUGUUUCGUUCGUGAUGACCGAAACGCCGCAUUCGGAAGACUGCCCGAGUCCACGAUCCCAUGGUUUGCACAUAUUUCCCAUACGGAAUCGGCUCUUUACAGAGGAAACCGUGCCUGUACGAAAUCACGCUGCGGUUUGCUUCACCAUGACGCACGAAAAUCCCUUUAAGUCGCCUCGCGAAGCAACCGACGUUCUGGAAGCCGAUGCUGUCUCGCACGUGUCGUCUUUAUCGAGCGAUUCUCGCCGACGGAACAAUUCUCGAUGGAACGGAGUGGACAUGACAGGUGAAACGGGUACGGGAGCGCUACUAUUGCCUCACGAAAUCGCUUUCUUCACCCCAAGGACGCCAUCCCCAGAAUGGCUUGCAGGCGAUGAAAGAGACAAUGGUGAAGGUUUUACUCUAAUGAUGCCACCACCUCCAUCUCACAAAGUUCCAACAACGACAGUCCGGCCUUCACCAUCUCUGCCUCGGCCUAUCCUUGGCAAAUUCCGAUCCACACCCAUUUUCCCCCACCCGAGUAGUAUUUCUCCCAUUUUCGAAGGCAGAAUUCGGACGUCGGUUGCCGAUCAAUCUCUAAUCUCUCAAGUGACGGAGGAUGACACUCUUUCCUUACUCGGCAACCGACCCCGACGACGACCAGUGCGUGGAAGCUCCUCUGCCAUUUCGGUAGGCAGUAUUGUGGGGCAAUCUUCGCUAAAAACAGUUCCGACAUUGGCUACUGUCAGUAUAUCGGAGCAGAGCUUUACGCAUCAAAUCAAGGCGCAGCAGACACUCGAUUCGCUCGUCGCGGAACGUUCGCCGAUGCGCCAUGGUCUCGUCAAGCGGGAGUUACACUACAUGUUCAAAAGUGUUUCCAGUCCUCUGCGUCGAUUUCAACAAAGCCGUCAAAAAGUUGAUCUUCAGCGAACCAAUAAGGGCUGCUUGACUUGAUAACUUGAAUCGGUCAAGGGAGUCACCGUAUGUGUCCCAAAUGGGAUGAUUACGUUGCUACGCAAUCGUUAGUUGUUGAUUUAUAUUCCCAGCUGCUCGACGAUUCGUCUGUGUUUCUAUGUGUGCGGGAACAAUUUUACCGCAACAAUUUUAGUAUUAAAAGUAGGUUCAGUAAAAUUGA
Molecule: messenger RNA, 1230 nt
Organism: Phaeodactylum tricornutum CCAP 1055/1
Lineage: Eukaryota; Bacillariophyta; Bacillariophyceae; Surirellales; Neidiaceae
Exons: 1
Coding region: 132-1049 (305 amino acids)
Source: RefSeq, a predicted model, not a curated record